Messenger RNA from Lemur catta (Ring-tailed lemur), 2846 nucleotides. It is a transcript of the gene SLC16A6, whose product is annotated as solute carrier family 16 member 6. The record is from RefSeq and is a predicted model, not a curated record. Gene Ontology annotation, biological process: monocarboxylic acid transport; transmembrane transport. The transcript is spliced from 6 exons. The coding region runs from base 290 to 1861 and encodes 523 amino acids. NCBI's taxonomy places the organism in Eukaryota, Metazoa, Chordata, Mammalia, Primates, Lemuridae. Gene Ontology annotation, molecular function: monocarboxylic acid transmembrane transporter activity.
CGCGGGGCCGGGGCGCGGGCGGCAGCACGCACGGCCCCGAGCACGGGCUGCCGGGGCGGGGGGCGGGGGGAGGGUGUGGUUCGGGUGCCCGAGGCGCGGGAGUGGGUGGAGGGCCCGGGAGCACCGGCCUCACCCGCCCGAGCCAACUUGUGCUAGACUCGGGCCCGCCCCUUAAGGGGUUAACCCUUUUCUCAUGUUACCGAGCGGCUUAUAAGGAGGGGGAGGCCAAGCCUCCGCCUUAUUGGGAGCCUUUUGGGGUUUAUUCUCUUCCCUUCUAACUUGAUUAAGAAUGACCCAAAAGAAAGCAAAGCUUUGUUUCAGAGCCAACGUGUAUGCUGAAGUGCCUGAUGGAGGAUGGGGCUGGGCAGUAGCGGUUUCCUUUUUCUUCAUUGAAGUCUUUACCUACGGCAUCAUCAAGUCGUUCGGCGUCUUCUUUAAUGAUUUAAUGGACAGUUUUGAUGAAUCCAAUAGCAGGAUCUCAUGGAUAAUAUCAAUAUGUGUGUUUGUCUUAACAUUUACAGCUCCGCUCGCCACGGUCCUGAGCAAUCGCUUCGGACACCGUCUGGUGGUGAUGCUGGGAGGCGUGCUUGUCAGCUCCGGGAUGGUGGCCGCCUCCUUCGCACGUGGGGUUGGCCACAUGUACGUGACCAUUGGCCUCAUCUCUGGUUUGGGAUGCUGCUUCAGUUUCCUCCCAACUGUGACUAUUCUGUCGCAGUACUUUAGCAAAAGACGCUCUGUGGUCACGGCAGUGGCUUCUACGGGAGAAUGUUUCGCUGUGUUUGCUUUUGCACCAGCCAUCACGGCGCUGAAGGAGAACAUCGGCUGGAGAUACAGCCUCCUCUUUGUGGGCCUGCUACAGCUAAACAUCGUCGUCUUCGGGGCACUGCUGAGACCGAUUAUUAUCAGAGGACCAGGGACGCCGAAAAUAAUCCCCCAAGAAAAUCGGAAAGAAGUGCAAUAUAUGCUUGAAAAUGAAAAAACACGAACCUCAAUAGACUCCAUUGACUCAGGAGUAGAACUAACUACCUCACCUAAAAAUGUGCCUAGUCACGCUAGCACGGAACUGGAGCUGAAGGCUGACAUGCAGCAGGUCCUGAUGAAGGCUAGCUCCAAGCCGAGCGAUAAGAAAGCCCCUUUAUUAGACUUCUCGAUUUUGAAAGAGAAAAGUUUUAUUUGUUAUGCAUUAUUUGGUCUCUUUGCAACACUGGGAUUCUUCGCGCCGUCUUUGUACAUCAUUCCUCUGGGCAUCAGUCUGGGCAUUGACCAGGAACACGCUGCUUUUUUAUUAUCUGCGAUGGCAAUUGCAGAAGUGUUUGGAAGAAUCGCGGCUGGCUUUGUCCUGAACAGAGAGCCCAUCCGUAAGAUUUACAUCGAGCUCAUCUGCGUCAUCUUAUUGACUGUGUCUCUGUUUGCCUUUACGUUUGCUACAGAAUUCUGGGGUCUCAUGUCAUGUAGCGUAUUUUUUGGGUGUAUGGUCGGAACAAUAGGAGGAACCCACAUACCACUGCUUGCUGAAGAUGAUGUCGUGGGAAUUGAGAAGAUGUCUUCUGCAGCUGGGGUCUACGUCUUCAUUCAGAGCAUAGCAGGACUGGCGGGACCACCCCUUGCAGGCUUGUUGGUGGACCAAAGUAAAAUCUACAGCAGGGCCUUCUACUCCUGCGCAGCGGGCAUGUCCGUGGCUGCCGUGUGCCUCGCCCUGGUGAGACCGUGUAAACAGGGACUGUGCCAGCGCCAUCAUCCAGGUGAAACAAAGGCAACGAGCCAUCGCGGGAAGGCAUUACAAGACAUACCUGAAGACUUUCUGGAAAUGGAUCUUGCGAAAAAUGAGCAUAGAGUCCACGUGCAAAUAGAGCCAGUAUGACACACUUUCAUGUAACAACAGCCACUGUGUUGGCUUGGGGGCGGGGGGUAGACCCCGGGGGUUUGGGGGGACAUAGGGAGGUGGGGGAGCUAACCACUCUACUCCACUGUCAAAGCUACAUUUUAAAGGGAAUGUAUACGUGAACAGCGCUACCAAUAUCUUUUUUUUUUUCCUUUAAAGUUUUCCUUUUUGCUUGUUUUUUAAUCCAAAACAAAAACAACCAAACACUCUUCUAUAUAUAAAUCUGGCUCUAUUCUGUAGCAAUAUGAAAGAUAAGUAGAAGGACUGUUUGGUUCACAUUCCAAUAUUAAUUUAGUGACAUGAACUGGAAAAGUGGUUUUAAGAGCACUCACAUGGGAGAGACAAUCUUAUAGAACAACCUCCAGCCCAAAUCAUUGAAAUGAAAUUGGCCAGUCAAAAACAAAAAAAUCUUCAAUCAUUUUAAAAACUUCUGACUUUCAGAAAUAUGAAUAAAAACGUUUUUUAAAAACCCUUUGAAAAAUGCUGAGGUUUUCAUUAAGAAACUAUAGCCUCUGAAUUUUCCUAAUAUUGCAUGAAAAUGAAGUACAGUUUAAGACCAAAUAUUGACUAAUAAACAAAAAUUUUAAAAAUACAUGUAACUUGAACUUCAUAAAUGUGAAGACUACCAUUUCUUUUUAUGGCCAGUCAUUACCAGAAGUGUUUCAAUACAGAAUAUACAAAAUGGCAUUCAAAAAUUCCUGUUGCUUUUAAUUAUUCAGCAAUAUGUGAUUGUAGUGUCUUUAAUUUAAACCACUAUUUAUUAUUAAGUUAUUCUAGGAUGAUUAAAGUAAUCAAAAGAAAAAAAUCUGAGACAUAAGCAGCAUUUUUACCUCCUUUCUGCAAUCCUUUAAAUGCCUCAAAGAAUACCUUUUCUCUUGUAGAGUUACUCUCAUAAAAGGCUAAGUUGUAAUAAUUCUUCAAUUUCAAAAAAGGCAACAUGUGCCAUUUAAAGGGAGAAAAAUAA